Protopolystoma xenopodis is the source of this 408-nucleotide messenger RNA. NCBI's taxonomy places the organism in Eukaryota, Metazoa, Platyhelminthes, Monogenea, Polystomatidea, Polystomatidae. The record is from the annotation of a GenBank genome assembly.
AUGCUUUUAUGUCGGGGUCGCUCGGGUCAAUCCAACACUCCCAGAUCUGGCUUUUAUCCUAUCGCUUCUAGUGGAGCGCAAGUUUCCACUUCAGUGCACCCCAGUGGUGAAUCCGGGCUUAUCACUACUGUCACAUGUAGUGAGGCUAACAGCGUCCACUCGCAUUCCUCACGUACUGGCCAUGGGCCAAGCAAUGGAACCCUAAUGGACGCCUCUGAGGCUGCCCGUUCUCGCGGAGAGGCAUUUGCUGAGGCCCGAUUUAGCGGUCGAACCACUGUUCCUCCACCUGUAACCACACAUUCUGCUCAAACCGCUCCCACAGUCACACAGACUACGCCAUCCGCCUCUUCUCUCUCGAAUACUGGUCAUGUUUCAUCCGAUCAUCAAACUCAUUCAGGGCAGUCAUUG